Bursaphelenchus xylophilus (pine wood nematode) is the source of this 5074-nucleotide messenger RNA. Lineage: Eukaryota; Metazoa; Nematoda; Chromadorea; Rhabditida; Aphelenchoididae. The record is from the annotation of a GenBank genome assembly.
AUGGCGAAACUGCGCGGAAGCCGGCUGGAGGCGGAAUUGGAUAAAUGCCGAGGAGAGUGCAAUUGGGCACGACUGGCCGACCUGUUGCCGCUGGUGCGGGCAAAGAAUUCGGGCGUGGAGAAACUGACCGGUUUGGUGGAGGGGGAACUGUCUUUGGAGAAUUUUCUGGAGCGACAGAAGCAAGUCAAUGGUAGGAAAUGUUUUGUUUUUUUGUUUUGGACUUUAGAUACUACGUAAACAACGAGAGAACAGCUCGGAACUAGGGAGGGCGCUGAGGUUUUCGGCUAUUUUUCGAGUGUUUGCUCUUGGCUUAGAGUAUUAUGAAGAAAUUCAGAGUUUUACGGAAUUUUUGUCAAGUUCAGAUGGUAAAACAAUGUGAACGAGCAAGAGCAAUAAAUCCACCAUGUUUGUUGUGGGUUUUAAAAUCCAGUAAAACAAUUCUACUAUUUUUUAUGCUUAGUGAUGCCUAAAGUUUUAAAUUUUGAUAAUUCCAGGUCAUGUCAGGCCAAAACCUCAUAUCGGCGACUUUCUUCGAACAACGGAGGGCAUGCUCAAGGCUGCUAUAGCAUCAAAUCGCGAGAAACCCACGGUAAUUUUUAAUUUCCUUUUGUUUUUUGGAAUUUAGGUGUUCCAAUACAUAAAUCAAGUUGUUUGGACCAAAAUGCGGUUAAAUAAAGCCAUGAUUUGAAUUUCUUAUCCAAGAACUCACUUCAGGUUUUGAUGGAAGCGUAUAUUCUUCUGGCCAAAGUCCAUUAUUUCUCCUGUUCUUUCCAAAAAUCGCUCGAAGACCUGGAAAAAUCGCAACUAGAUGCGGCGAAGACCCAAUUUGAGACCCUAAGAUCCCUGAAACUGGCUGCCGAAGGUUAUGCCAUCAAAGGAUUUGCCACGGAGCGUCUCAUGAACGCUACGGAGCGCGCGCGCGAAGUCUCUCGAAAACGUCUUAUGAGUCUUUUUGAAUCCGCCGUAGAACUCACAAUCUCGUAUAUCGCGGAGUUCGAAAAGUCGAUCGGAACGAACGGAAGGACCUUGGCCAUCGCCUCAUCAAAGACCGGGACCAGUCAGCUCGGCGAUUUACUCGAAUCCGCCAUGGAAAGAGCGCCCUUUUUGUUGUUGCGGAGGUCGGUUUUGGAGCGGAAGUCGGACGAGGAGGGAGUCGAGUUAUACCGAAGAAUUAUGACCGAAUUGAGCGAUAAAAGUGUGGUCGCAGAGACUCAGCAAAGACUGUGUAGACAGCUCGCUGAAAUCCUGUUGAGGGGAUCCAUGGAAAGUUCGUUGAGCAUGAGAAAUGGGAGCAAGGCCAUCAAUGAAAAGAGCAAGAUGCUAAAGUAAGUAAAAUUGGGAUUUUUUUUAUAAAAGUGGAUGAUUUGAGGGUUAAAAAGAGCAAAAUUAAAUUUAAAAAGGCUUGAAAUAAGAAAUUGAAAAAAAUUGAGAAUGAAUUUUUUGGGAAAACACAUAUUUAGAUGAAUAAUAAUAUUAAAAGCUGGCCUUUUUUCAAUUCAAGAUAAAAGCGCAAAAAAACUCGUCGUAUUUUACAAAAAUAAAUUUUAUUUCUCCAAUGUGUUUCUCAUUCUUCUUCACUUUUUGGAAUUCAAACAUCAACUUGUGGGUAAAAUAAUAUAAUUUUUGAAAUUUCUUCGAAAUUAUUAGAGCUGAAAAUUGUAUUUUGAACCAUAUUUAGUGUUUGUGGUUAAUUUCGUACCCGUAUUUUAGCUUCUACACCGGUUCGAACAAGAAUUUUUACUCCCCGAACAGCCGGAUCGAGGAGAUCAUUUUGCUCCUCCUGAUCAGCGAAAUGAUCGCCUCUCGGGCAGUCAGGGCCUCAACAUACGAUGGAGAAACUCUCCAGCAAUUCCGCCUUUUCCAUAAUCUGAAACAAGUCCAUAAUCUCCUUUCCGUGGUGCUGUCCCAUAUACGACAACAUUCUUUGCUCUCGGCAUUGCUGGAUAAUGCUGUGCAGUACGCGGGAUCCGAUCGGUAAGAGAAGUUGGGGGUGGUUUGAGGUGUUGGGAGUAAUGGAAAAUUGUGAUUUGCAUUGGGUGACAUUUUAUACGAAAAAUUGGGAUUAUGUUGAUUUUUGAGAAUGAAAUUUAAAUUAUAUCUGAUUUUGGUCCUGAUAUGGCACAACUAGUCGUCGUCUUAUUAAAAUUUUAAAUUGUUGUGAUAUUUCGCAAGCACUGGUGACAUUUUAUACGAAUAAUUUUCAUUUUUGAGGAUGAAAUUUGAAUUACGAUUUUUUUUUGUUCUAAAGUGGCAUAACAAGUCGUCUUAUUCCAUUUUUGAACUGCUGUGAUAUUGAGUUUUUGAUUGGGUGACAUUUUAUACGAAAAAUUUUUAUUUUUUUCAUUGUUGAGAGUGAAGUUUGAAGUAUUCCUUUUUUGUCCUGAUAUAACAUAAUAAGUCGUCUUAUUACAUUUUUGAACUGCUAUCAUAUUGUGUUUUUGACUGGGUGACAUUUUAUACGAAAAAUUUUUAAUUUUGGACCUUUUGUUUUUAGAAAAAUGUCGACGUUUUUGUAGAACCUAAUUCAAUUUUUAUGAUGUCCCUAUGAUUCCAGCUACAUUUGGCGUCAAUUCGGCCUGGCCUUGGCAUGCACUGGCCGAAUCCCUCGGGCCACUAAGAUCCUCCAUCACUCGGCCAGCCUCUGCUUGGAUGAACAUCAUCCCGAGGAGAAAGUGGUCGAAUUAAUGCAGAUUGCAAAGAUGGAGAUUGAACAGAAUGGCGAUGCGGACACUGUGAUUAGAUGCGCGGAGGAAGCCCUAAGUCUCUGUCAAAGUGAUACUCUGGCCGGAAGAUGCAUGUUGUUGUAUGCGUUGGGAUAUAGGUAGGCGAUUUUGGAGGUGUUUAUGGGGGAAUAUGGUUAGAUUUGGGUUGGAAAUUGAGGUUGGUUUGGGUUGCGGUAGAUUUUUUUGUGAUUUUUGAGAAUUUUGAGAUUUUUUUGGAAAAUUUUUGUAAUUUUUUAGGUAAUAAAAUGUUUUUUUGAAGUCUGGAGAUACUGUAAUUUUAUGGUUGCCUUUAAUUUUUUUACUUUUUGUGGUAGAUUUUUUUGAUGGUUUUUGAGAAUUUUGAGAUUUUUUUUGGAAAAUUUUUGGAAUUUUUGGGUAAUAAAGUGGUUUUUUUAAGUCUGGGGAUACUGUAAUUUUUAUGGUUAGUUUUUUACCUUUUCUAAAAUUUUAUUUAAAAAAAUAUUUUUUUUCAGCCUCAAAGUCCGAACCGAGCCCUUCUUCGACAAACGCCGCCAAAUGUUCAGAAUCUCCAUCCAGAACUUUGAAAAGGCCCGAAGCUCCGAUCCCGCAGACGAUCUAGUCCAUUUGUUCUGCGCCCUCGAAUACGCCGAGGCCAGGAAUCUGCAGCGGGCCCGAGAAGUCUGCGAAGAAGCGAUCGAUCGCAACCCCUAUAAUGUCUCGGCCCAAAUGCUUCUGGCCCUCAUAUUCACCGCCAAACACGACUACAAAUCGGCCAUGCGGUUGGUCCUAAAAGCCAUCGCCAACUUCCCCAAUCACUACGGAUUAAUGGUGCUGAGGCUGAAGCUGGAAAGCAAGUUUGGACGCGUCGAUAGGGCCUUCAAGACGUCCAGUAAACUGCUCAGGUUCUGGCAGAGAAUCCCCGAGUUUGUCACCGAAGAGGAGGGCCAAAACGGAUUCACCGCCAAUGGAAAUGGGGAAGCGGCGGCGUUGGGAAGGGGAGGCAAUCAGGAGACCAAGGUAAAAUAAGGUCAUUUUUGGGGAAUAAGGGGGAAAUUUGGGGAGCUUUAGAUUCAAAUAGGUAGAGUUAUAAUCAGAGAAGGUCUACUGUGAUUUUGGAGCCUAGGGUUACUGUAAUUUUUGAGAAUUUUUUGUUUUGGUUUUUGAUGAUUUUUUUUUGAAAAAUUGUUUUUUUUUGUGUAAGUUGCGAGUAAAAUUAAUAGAGGAAAGUAUUGUAGAAAGAAAUUAGAAGCUUUUUAUUGAAUUUGGAAACUUUGGAUACUGUAAUUUCCCCAUUUUUUAAAGGUAUUUUACAUUUUUUUAGUCGACGGCCCAACUGACGAAGGACGGUCUGGCGCCGGUCGCCCCGUUCCUCGCUGCCCCUCUCGGCAUCAGCAACCUCCCAGUGCAUAAUAUCAGCGCCAGUGUGAAUGAUAUAUCAGGUAUAUUGAACUUGAUUUUUUUAUUAUUUUUAUUUUGCUUUUUUUGGUUUGCAAUUUUUAUGUCUAAAAUUUCAGAGCUCGCCUCGAAUACGAUCGGAACAAGGAUGUCGGAGUACGGAGCGGCAACCUCGACAGUCUCGGAGAGCCUGGGAAUGGGGACCAGCUCGAGUUUGGCGUGGUCGGCCACCAAUACUUUUAGAUCAAAGGUAAUCGUAAGACGGCUUUGUUUUAUUGGAUUUUAAUUUUAGGCAAAUAUCUGGGUGGAACUGGCCGAGCUCCUAAUUGAAGCCAACAGACUGGCGGACAUUCAGGCUUGUGUUGAAGAGGCGUAUGGCCAAUUUCCCAACAGCUAUCAGGCCACUUAUUUGAAGGUGAGAAGGAGAAUAUAAAGUGGUUUUGAAGAUGGAUUUUGGCUUGGUUUUAUAUGAAAACGGGAUUUGAAGGAACGAAAAGUAUUUUAAGUUAUAGUUUUUGUCGUUUGGAAAUUGAUUUAUAUUGUUUUAGGUCUUGAAAUUUUAAAUUUUUAAUUUUUUUCAUGUUAUCCUUGAGAAUUAGACAGAUUUUUAAUCAAUUUUGGCUUUGCAGGGUCGAGUAUUCCUAACCCAAGCAGACAAGGUAUCAGAGGACCUCAAACCGACCCUCCAUUCGGAAGCCCGCGCCUCGUUUCUGGCCGCUCUGGUCAUAAAUCCCACUCACAUCCCCUCAAUCAUCCAAUUGGCUCAACUUUACCGCUUGGAAAAUAACCCCAAAAUGGCGGAGAAGAUGCUCAGAGACGCGGUGAAUAUCGACCCCCUCCGGGAAGAGGUUUGGCAGGCGUUGGGCCGCGUUUUGGCCGAACAACAGAUCUUCGACCAGGCCAAUGAAUGCUUUCAAACGGCGGCUUCGAUCGACUCGACGGUGCCGUUGAUGCCGUUUGAUGUGAUUCCAAGGCUUUUGAAGUCUUGUUUUUGA